Messenger RNA from Callorhinus ursinus (northern fur seal), 1005 nucleotides. It is a transcript of the gene ANTKMT, whose product is annotated as adenine nucleotide translocase lysine methyltransferase. Gene Ontology annotation, cellular component: mitochondrion. The record is from RefSeq and is a predicted model, not a curated record. Gene Ontology annotation, biological process: peptidyl-lysine trimethylation; regulation of mitochondrial ATP synthesis coupled proton transport; positive regulation of proton-transporting ATP synthase activity, rotational mechanism. NCBI's taxonomy places the organism in Eukaryota, Metazoa, Chordata, Mammalia, Carnivora, Otariidae. Gene Ontology annotation, molecular function: protein-lysine N-methyltransferase activity.
UGAUAGGGCUGGCGACCGCAGGCUUUGAGCGGGACACGGGAGGGCCAGGCUCCGCGGCCCGGAACGCGCGGGAAGGGCCCCGGGCUCGGGCGGAACGCCAGGGGAAGGCCGCUUCCGGCGCCCCGCCGAGGCCUCCGCCCCGCCACUUCCGGCGUCUCCGUUAGGAACCGGGUGGGCACGGGGCAGGGGCGAGGGUGCUGUCCAACUCCGGGUCGGCGCGGGAGGGUCUCGGACCCGAGCCCGGGAGGGACGUCGGGGCGGGACGACCCUGAGCCGCGCGGGGCGCAGCCAUGGAGCAGGACGAGCCGGGCGAGGCGAUGAGGGAGCUGCGCGAGCGGCGGCUGGGCGUGCUGGAGCUGCUGCAGGCGGCGGUGGGCUCGGGCCUGGCCGUCUACGCCGCGUGGGCGCUGCUGCUGCAGCCCGGCUUCCGCCGUGUGCCGCUGCGGCUACAGGUGCCCUAUGUCGGUGCGAGUGAGCGGCAGGUGGACCACGUGCUGUCGCUGCUGCGAGGUCGGCCGGGAAAGAUGGUGGACCUAGGCUCUGGCGAUGGCAGGAUCGUGCUGGCCGCCCACAGGUGCGGUCUCCGCCCGGCUGUGGGCUACGAGCUGAACCCGUGGCUAGUGGGGCUGGCUCGGCUGCAUGCCUGGAGGGCAGGCUGUGCCGGCAGCGUCUGCUACCGCCGUGAGGACCUCUGGAAGGUGAACCUGAGGGACUGCCACAACGUGUCAGUGUUCCUGGCCCCUAGCGUGCUCCCACUGCUGGAAGACAAGCUGCAGGCAGAGCUGCCCGAAGGGGCCCGAGUGGUGUCGGGGCGCUACCCGCUCCCCACGUGGCAGCCUGUGGCUGUGAUGGGUGAGGGUGUGGACCGCGUCUGGGCCUAUGAUGUCCGUAGUGGUGGGUCGGCCGGUCAGGCCUCCCCAGGACCCAGUUCUGCCUCAGUCCCUGGGGCCCCCAAUUCUCAGGCCGGCUGACCAUUUGGACAAAAUAAAGACUCGGUGGACUGUG